AUGAACUCACCCGAAUCAGUGAAAUUCUAUUCUGGAACAGGCUCAUUCUUUGAAGAUACUGAUAAAUCCAGAGAUCCGGCUUCAACACCCUUGAGACGUCUUCCUAACCCGGAUGUAAAUCUGAUUCUACAUGAGAUCAGCGAAGGUAGACAAAUUCACCAAACCACUAAACAUCAGUUAACCACGGCAACAAACAAUAGAUCGGCACAGUAUUCGAACUUUAACAACCUAAAUGACCUUAUUCCCGUAUCAGCAGCCUCUUUGCAAGUUGCGAGGGCGAGAAUGCCAUUGAGCUCAAAGGAGAAAGAUCAGCUUUUCAUGAACCUGACAACAGAGGAAAUAUCCAAACCACUGGUUUUUUACAAGCCAUUAUAUCAAAGGAGAAACCUUCUUCCAGAUGGGUUUCUCCCGCCUAGACCUCAUCUGGCCAAAAAACACACAAUUUCCCGACCAUUUUCGCAGUCACAAGAGAGGAAUGGUGAGGAGAAUGAUGAAGAGCUCUCGGAAUCAACACCUACGGGGACAUGGAUCAGUCCAGUCAUGAGAGAAGCAUUGGGCAGGCAAGUCAACAAGGAAAUAAUAUUUAAAACUCUUUGCUUGAACGUCUUUAGGUUGGUAGCAUUACACUUGCUUCUACUCUUUGUGGAGUACCUCUACAAAUUAUACCAGCUCAACCAUCAGUACUCACAAGUUCUUCGAAGACAUGCCGCCUGGGCUCGCUACAUUGAGAACGAGGAAGGCAUCAUUCCCACGAUAUGGCCACACGUACGUCAUGUGCAGUGGAUUUUUAUCUUGGGCAUAAUAAUCAGCCUAAUUCGUCUUGCAAGACCGCAAGACCAAUGUUACGACUUGCCUCUCACCGAUAAGCAGAGACAAUUGAUUGGUCUCAGUCCGUUGGCGACGUGUCAGCUUGAUGAAGACGGCAGCGAUAGUUAUGCUCUAAAGAAGCGCCAAUUUGAACUGAAGACCCAUUGCCGGUUGGCCCCCCCUCGGUACCUGAAAAUCAAUGGCUCGCUCUACUCAAUGGAUGAAUUAAACCCUAAGGCUACCACUGAGGAGCCGGAAAUUGCUCUCUCUGACUAUUUACCUUCCAGAUCUGCGGCAAAACCAUUGCAAAGAGCUGGGCAUCUUUCAAAAGAUGAACAGGAGCGUAUUUCAAAGAAGUAUCAUGAGAAAUUUAGAUGA
Candidozyma auris is the source of this 1185-nucleotide messenger RNA. RefSeq lists its product as uncharacterized. Bases 1 to 1185 code for a protein of 394 amino acids. Gene Ontology annotation, biological process: protein import into nucleus; spindle pole body duplication. NCBI's taxonomy places the organism in Eukaryota, Fungi, Ascomycota, Pichiomycetes, Serinales, Metschnikowiaceae. The transcript has a single exon. Gene Ontology annotation, cellular component: nuclear pore transmembrane ring; nuclear outer membrane. The record is from RefSeq and is a predicted model, not a curated record.